GAUCAAGAUGCGGGAGAAAGAAUAAAAAUAACAGUCAAGCGCAGAUGAGGAAUAAGGAUAAAUUGUCGAUAGCAGAUUACAACUCUUUACUAAUACCUUAUUCACAUCAGCAAUCUUAUGUAGGUGAUCAGUUAAAUAGAAUACAAGAGAUAAAAGAUUUAUAUUUCGAGCCCAGAACAAGCAAAAAUACAGCAAAUACUUUUCUAUCUCAUUCUCGUAAAAAGCCGAAGAAAAAAGGAAAAAGAUUAGCAAUUCAAGGAGUUCAUCCAGAUUGAAGGCAUAAAAUUAAUAGCAAAAAUAGGCUAAAUUCUUUCUUUACUCCCAAGAGUGACCGAGUGGAGUGUAUUAAUAUCAAUUUGAAUACAGAAUACCAGAAACAUCUAGAAAUUAUGAAACUAUUUUCUAUCUAUCAUAAAGAAACCAAUAAUAGGACUUUGGAAUUUUAUAAGAAUUUUGGAAUAGAGAAUAUCUCAGAAGCUCAAAUCAAAGAGAUCAACCGAACCACUGUAAAAAACAAAAUGGCUACAGCUAACUUCUCAAGCCUUAAAUCUGAUCUAGUUGAGGACAUCAAUCAAAACAGCCAAGAUGUGAUUGUUAUGAAUUCAAUGAGCAAUAAUUCUGCUUACUGUACUGAAUACAAAUUUGAAAAAUCAGAUAUCCCAUUUGAGCUAACACAACAAGAAUAUGAAAUUUACAAUGCAGCUGAGAUUGCUCUUCGAGAGACUAUGAGAAGGAAAAACACUUUUUCAGAUCAGAAUUCACCCAAAUAACGAACAAUGUUACGUCUUCAACUUGCUCAUAAAUUAUUUCUUACAUAAUGACUUCAUUACUCAGCCUGAGAAGUCUCAUUUGAACAGUCAAUCAGAGAUAGAUCUUGGAGACAGUGAAGCCGCUGAGACUGAAAAGAAAUUUAACUUGCCCAGAGGGGGGAAGAAGGGCUUGUUCAUAGCCCUGAUUCUGGACAUGCUCCAUAAGACUACGAUUAUGAAGUUUGAUGAUAUUCAUAUUUAUCUUGAAGAUUUUAAAUAAACAAAGAAUAAUGUUCCAGCAAGCAAUGAACCCAUACGAGCAUGAACGCAUGGAAGAGAUUAUAGAUGAUCUUAAAUAAAGAUCUCAAGGAGACCAGCAGGAAGUUGAAUAUACUUAGAGAGAAUUAUGACAAAUUGGAGAAGGAAUCAGCCAUUAAAGUUAAAAUGGCUUAUGACGAAAAAGAACGAAUGAAGAAAGUCUUUGAUGCCCUUCAGAGUGAUUAUAAUGCCCUUCUUGACCCCAAACAGAGGAAAGACCUUAUUUCAGGGUCUUUGAAGGAUUAUAAACAAUUGCUAGAUUUACUCAACACUUCUGAAGAAAUGAAGUCUGUGCAAGCAAAGACUGUUUCUGAGAUAACUAAAAUGUAUGAUAUAUCCCAAGCGCACCAAUACGACAGAGCAAGUCGGCAAAAAGGUAUUGGAGUUCAAACGGAAGAGGAAAGAGAGAAAGUAGAAAAGUAUCUGCUCAAAAGGCCGUAUUAA
This is a messenger RNA of Moneuplotes crassus, 1511 nucleotides long. The record is from the annotation of a GenBank genome assembly. Lineage: Eukaryota; Ciliophora; Spirotrichea; Euplotida; Euplotidae.